Molecule: messenger RNA, 1436 nt
Organism: Sitophilus oryzae (rice weevil)
Lineage: Eukaryota; Metazoa; Arthropoda; Insecta; Coleoptera; Curculionidae
Product: cathepsin L-like
Exons: 4
Coding region: 243-1259 (338 amino acids)
Biological process (GO): immune response
Cellular component (GO): lysosome
Molecular function (GO): cysteine-type endopeptidase activity
Source: RefSeq, a predicted model, not a curated record
AAUAAUAAAGAGUUCAAAGUCCGGCAACGCUGGACCAAACUGCGCAGCUGUUUUUGUUUUCGUUCCUUUGUUUGGUACAGGAAAAUGCGUAUUUAGGAAGACCAAAGCGUGACCAAAGGAAGACAGAAAGAAAUCACUUUGCAGACAGUUCGUAAAUAAGUAGCUCCAUUCCAAUUUAUGGUCACUCAGUUGAAAAGUAGCUGUACAACCUUAUAGACUUGUUAUUAUAUUUCACUAAAAAGAUGAAGCUGUUACUAAUUCUGGCAGCUGUAGUCAUAAGCUGUCAAGCAGUCUCUUUCUACGAUUUAGUACAAGAGCAAUGGUCAUCAUUUAAGAUGCAACAUUCCAAAAAUUACGACAGCGAGACUGAGGAAAGAUUCCGAAUGAAAAUAUUUAUGGAAAACGCCCACAAAGUUGCCAAACAUAACAAACUAUUCUCCCAAGGCUUUGUCAAGUUCAAGCUGGGUUUGAACAAGUACGCCGACAUGUUACAUCAUGAAUUCGUCUCUACGCUUAACGGUUUCAACAAAACCAAGAACAAUAUCCUGAAAGGCAGUGACUUGAACGAUGCAGUAAGGUUUAUCUCCCCUGCAAAUGUCAAAUUGCCUGAUACUGUUGAUUGGAGGGACACAGGAGCUGUCACUGAAGUCAAAGACCAAGGUCACUGCGGGUCGUGUUGGAGUUUCAGUGCUACCGGUUCACUCGAAGGCCAGCACUUCCGUAAAACCGGCAAACUAGUGUCCCUUAGCGAACAAAACUUGGUAGAUUGUUCAGGAAGAUACGGCAACAACGGCUGCAACGGCGGUCUCAUGGACAACGCCUUCCGUUACAUCAAAGACAACGGCGGUAUCGACACGGAAAAGUCCUACCCCUACCUAGCCGAGGACGAGAAAUGCCACUACAAAGCCCAGAACAGCGGCGCAACCGAUAAGGGCUUCGUAGACAUCGAAGAAGGCAACGAAGAUGACCUUAAGGCAGCAGUUGCUACCGUAGGCCCCGUUUCGAUAGCCAUCGACGCCAGCCACGAAACCUUCCAACUGUACUCGGACGGAGUGUACAGCGAUCCUGAAUGUAGCUCACAAGAACUGGACCAUGGGGUGUUGGUAGUGGGAUACGGUACCAGCGACGAUGGUCAGGACUACUGGUUGGUGAAGAAUUCGUGGGGACCCAGCUGGGGAUUGAACGGAUACAUCAAGAUGGCCCGGAAUCAAGAUAACAUGUGCGGAGUUGCAUCUCAGGCUAGUUAUCCUUUGGUUUAGAGGAUAUAGGACAGCGUUUGUGAUUUUUUAUUAGGGUUUAGAAUACCUAUCUCUAAAAGCUCUCUAUUUUUUUUUGUUAUCAAUUUAGUUUUGUAAGAUAUUUUAUAUGAUCUUUGUAGAGAUUCUUUUUUAAGCUUCCAUUAAAAACGACUAAAAUCAUUAAAUAAGUAAAUAAUG